Messenger RNA from Trichoderma virens Gv29-8, 360 nucleotides. RefSeq lists its product as uncharacterized. The transcript is spliced from 3 exons. Gene Ontology annotation, biological process: ribosomal small subunit assembly; translation; maturation of SSU-rRNA. Lineage: Eukaryota; Fungi; Ascomycota; Sordariomycetes; Hypocreales; Hypocreaceae. Bases 27 to 236 code for a protein of 69 amino acids. Gene Ontology annotation, cellular component: ribosome; cytosolic small ribosomal subunit. The record is from RefSeq and is a predicted model, not a curated record. Gene Ontology annotation, molecular function: structural constituent of ribosome.
CCCAUCAAGGACACACAUCAAUCACAAUGGAAUCCAGCAGCAAGGCUCCCGUCAAGCUCGUCAAGGUGACCCGAGUUCUCGGCCGAACCGGCUCUCGUGGUGGUGUCACCCAGGUCCGUGUCGAGUUCAUGGACGACCAGACCCGUUCUAUCAUCCGAAACGUCAAGGGACCCGUCCGUGAGGACGACAUCCUUUGCCUGCUCGAGUCCGAACGUGAGGCCAGACGUCUGCGAUAAAUUUCGAAGGUUAGAGCGGAGGAAAAGAAAGCAGAUGGUAGAGGUUCUCAAUGGCGUGAACGGGUACGGGUCAUUUUCUUUUGGGUGUGUUCCAACUGGACAUUACGGCCUCUUGUGACGACGG